Messenger RNA from Hydractinia symbiolongicarpus, 750 nucleotides. RefSeq lists its product as uncharacterized. The transcript has 3 exons. The record is from RefSeq and is a predicted model, not a curated record. Bases 16 to 618 code for a protein of 200 amino acids. Lineage: Eukaryota; Metazoa; Cnidaria; Hydrozoa; Anthoathecata; Hydractiniidae.
AAUGAUGACAAAAAAAUGUUUGCAUAUCAAAGUAAUGAUUUCUUACAGUGUGAACUUAAAGCUGCUGGAUUUGGGCAUUCCCUGCUUACAACUAAGACCAAGGACACAGCUUUGUAUCUGUUAACUAUAUAUUGCAUCUUUAAAAUAAGACAUGAAGAAACAGAGCAACUACGAGAAGGUUUUGAAACCAUCUCCCUUAUCAGUGUGCUAAAAAACAAUCGAAGCAUUUGGAAAGAUGUAUUUCAAUCCACAUCUGACGUUGUGAUUCAGCCUGAAGAUCUUUACAAUCAAUUUAAGUUACCUAAGGCGAUAAAGGAGGCAGAAGAGAAAGCACUGGUGUUUUUUAAAGACUAUGUUAUGUCAUUAGCAAACGGCAAUGAAGAUACAGUUGAUGAAGCUAUCACAACAAAAGACCUAUUAGUAUUUUGUUGCUCUUCGCCAGUUCCUUUAGAAAAUGGCGUUACUCUAAAGUUCAACAGGAGAGGUAAACCAUUGCCUGAUGCAGAUACGUGUCUUUCGAUACUUUCGAUUCCAAUUUGUCAUGAUGCAUAUAACGAUUUCAAAAAGGCAAUUGAUGCUACCUUACGAUUACAAGGACAGGGUUUUGGACGUUUGUGAGUUUGUAAUAUAUAUAUACAUGGUUUUUUUCUUUUUGCCGUCCUAAAACGUCCAAAGUUAUACAAACCUGGAAGUUUAAAAAGAUUAUUAUGUAAGAUUAUUAUAUAUUAUAUAAAAAGAUUGUUAUAUUAU